GCGGCCUUGAACAAGGAGACAAUUGCGCACCCGCUUCCACACCAGAAGCGACUGCGGAAGUAACAAUAGCCGUUGGUCUCGAGGUCCUUGCAGCAUCGUGAAUCAUGGCCCCCGCCAAUCACGAUCGGACGUCCAAAGCCCCAUCAGGCGCCACUGAUGCGGUAUUGAAGCCUUCCGAAGCGGUUCCCGUAGGAUCCAGAGAGGUACAAGGCAUUGACUUCGAUCAUUAUGCCCAGCGCAACAUCACCGUCGAGGAGCUAGUGGCCGGCAUGGUCAACAUGGGCUUCCAGGCAACGUCGGUGGGCGAAGCAGUGCGGAUCAUUAACGGCAUGGGCGCAUGGGAGCACCCUGAAACGGCCGAAGGGACAACGAUAUUUCUAGGCUACACCUCGAACUUAAUAUCCUCUGGGCUGAGAGAGACAUUCCGAUAUCUCGUUCAACACAAACACGUCUCAGCUAUAGUCACGACUGCAGGUGGAGUCGAAGAAGAUUUCAUUAAAUGUCUCGCCCCGACCUACCUUGGCUCAUUUUCUUCUCCAGGGGCAGCACUCCGCGCCAAAGGUAUGAACCGGAUCGGCAAUUUAUUCGUGCCAAACAGCAACUACUGUGCGUUUGAGGACUGGGUAGUGCCCAUCUUGGACCAGAUGUUGGAAGAGCAGGAGGUCAGCAAGAAGACAGAUGAGCCAAUCCACUGGACGCCCAGCAAGGUCAUCAACCGCCUAGGCAAAGAAAUCAACGACGAGAGGUCUGUAUACUAUUGGGCCUGGAAGAACAGCAUUCCCGUGUUCUGCCCUGCUCUAACAGACGGUAGCCUUGGCGACAUGCUCUACUUUCAUACAUUCAAGUCGUCUCCCGAACAGCUGCGGAUAGACAUUGUCGAAGACAUCCGCAAGAUCAACACGAUGGCUGUCCGAGCGAAGAGGGCUGGCAUGAUCAUUCUCGGCGGUGGAGUCGUGAAGCACCACAUCGCGAAUGCGUGCUUGAUGCGAAACGGUGCCGAGAGUGCAGUGUAUAUCAAUACGGCUCAGGAGUUUGACGGAAGUGAUGCAGGAGCGAGACCGGAUGAAGCGGUCAGUUGGGGCAAGAUCAAAGCAGAUGGUGAUAGCGUGAAGGUGUAUGCGGAGGCCACAAUAGUGUUUCCAUUGAUUGUGGCGGCGACGUUUGCAAAGAUCAAGCAGGCAGAGAAGGAGGCUCUCAGCCUUUUUGAUGAACCUAAAUGUGCGAUGAUGCAGGUAUACGACAGCUCUGCAGCUAUGAGUGUCAACGUGGAACAACCGCCGGCGCCGCUAUUCGGACAGCCGUCUUCACCGUCCUUCUCUUCUCCACCGCAGUCACCAAACCACCUCCACCAUACCCAAACGCCUGUAUCGUCUCCGCCACCACAGGCUUCCGAUGACGUCGACAUGAGUGCCUCCACCACAUUGCUGCCGCCGGUUGGCCAGAACCAUGACCGGGAAGACGCUCUCAUGCAAGAUUCUGGGGGUCUAACAAAUGGGCACUUGGAGACAAAUACAAAUAGCCUAGAGUCCCCCCCGAACGCCGUCGCAGUAGAGGUCGCCGCUGUAGACGAAGACGCCAUGGACAUAACGCCUGACAGCAGCCAAGGCUUGGUACUACCAAAUGGCUCAGCUGAUCCACAACAAGCUCAUGGGAAUGCCCCGAGCACGCCCGCUCCCAAUGGAGUUCUUCCAGGCGGGUCGGAGAACAACGAGCAACAACCCUCUGCAGCUAACGCUAAUGAGUCCAACACAGAAAUUGCCCCUCCUGUAGAACCCCCGCCCCCGGCCGACCCAAGCAUACAACCCCCACCACCGCCGGUUGAGCCUGUCCAGUCUGUUUCAGACUCCUCGGAUGACGAUGACGGUGCCCAGGCCUGGCAACCCAUUCAGGAAGACACUUCCACUCCGGACGAGACAGAAAUGAAAGAGAUUGAGGCUACACCGGAGUUUAGUGCACUGGACCAUGACCAUUGGGAAAAGAAAGCUUUCCUUCCUCUGGACGAGCCAGAGUUCACGGCGGGUAUGAGCGGUCGAAUUGAGUGGUCUAUCGAACAAUACAAUGGUACUAAGGAGAAGCCCAAUAAAGAUCUGGUCAUGAAAUCACAACCUGUCAAUAUUGGAGGAUACGACUGGCAGAUCAAAUUCUACCCUAAGGGAAACGACUCCGACUACCUGAGUGUCUACGUAGAGUGCCUCAGUGUAGCAGAUAAAGGCGCAAAGAAGGACAGAAACCUGACCAGCGAAGACUCAGCAAACCAAGAUGACGAAAUGGUAACGGGUGACGAUGCCGCGCCGAUAAGCACACCUGAGCCUCAGGAGGUUGAGCCUCAGCAUACCCCUCUACCUCUGCUCGAUCCAACGCCUAUUCCGAAGCGAAGGAGUGUUGCAGCACAGGUAUCUGUUGUCCUGUACAACCCUAGCGAGCCUCGCGUCAACUACUCCCGAACCUGUUUACAUCGAUUUUGCACAGGAUCGCCGGAUUGGGGCUGGACUAGGUUUCAUGGGCCAUACUACGAUAUUUCACACCGUAUUCGUGGGCAACGGCAAGCACUACUUCGCGACGACAAGCUUGCUUUCACUGGAUACAUUCGGGUGAUAAAUGAUGACACUAAUUGCCUCUGGGAACACCACAGCCGCGAUAAUCCUUGGGACAGUUUUGCUAUGACCGGACUCCAAUCUCUGACGUUGGGUGAAGGUGCAAGCUCGCCAGGAGGAAAUAUGAUAUCCGCUAUCGCCUCUUGGAUGCUAUUCAAACCGGUCAGAUUGUUUUUGUACCACCUCAAAGUCCCAGAUCCCGAAAAGGAGCCCUUCACUGGUACGAGUUCCGUGGCUUUAGAUGAUGUUUUGGAUGCACUUGAAUGGUAUGGCAUCCAUGAGCGGCUGGACAAACUUGAUGUGAUUGAAUUGUGGGAAGUUUUGCGAUUGAAACUUGAGGACGAAUUGCGGGAUACUCCGUACACCAGUGUUAUGGAUGACAUGUUCGGGCUUAAAAAGAACUAUACUACCGGUAUUCCAAACUACCGAGUUCCUGUCGUUGGUGUCAACACCAUGCAGGAAGCUAUCAACAAAGCCGCCGAUUUCGCUCAUCCUGGACACCCUCUGCCGCAACUAUUGACGGUUGAACUUAAACGGCAAGACUUCGACACCCCGACUCGAUCAUAUGUGAAAUUGUUGAACAAAGUUAGUUUGGACGACUAUAUCGAUGUUCGAGGCAUACAGUACACAUUAUACGGUUUCGUGGUGCACAAGCAAACACUUCAGUCGUAUUUAUACCAUCCGGUUCUUCGCCCUGGGGGACCCGGCUCAAAAUGGUACACCUACACUGAUGGCAAGGAGGAGAACAUGGUCAAAUGCUUAACAAAGCGACAAGCCAUCGAUCUUCACGAAGGAAAUCCUGGAUCAGAUAAAGUCAUUGGCAACGACGCCGUGGCGUACAUUGCCAUGUAUGUCCGAAACGAUGUUUCCAGUAAUGCCUUCAAGGCAGAGGCCGAGUCAGAGCUGUGGGAAGUACCGGAAUGGCUUCGCGCCGAGGUUGAGAAGUCGCAAUCCUCAAAUGUCUCUCCAAUCCCGAUACCAGUACCACCACCUCUAGGAGAUGAUCUGAAGCCAAGUACCGAAGAGGAAAGUAAGGCAAAGGAAGAACCAGAGCUACCCAAAGUGCACGACUUCCAGGUGAUUGAUUCGAGAGUCUUUCUGCAACAUGAAGGUCCCGGGACGUUUGAUGCGUACGAUCCCGAGUGGCAACCCGAUAAGUCAGACUUCAUUUAUACAGUACAGCUAACAGCCACUGAUGGCUGUGAUGAUGUUCGGGAGAAGCUCGCAAAAGUUAUCAAAGACAUCAAAAAUCCUCGCCAAAUUAAGUUCUGGUUUGUCGACACAAUGAGGGGAACCUUUAGGAGACCAUACCUACUAGGCACUGGAAAAAUUGAAUACUCAAGCGGCAGCACUGACCACUACGCUGAUGACUCCAAACCGUGGGCUCUACAAGAUUUCCAAGAUUCUUGGAUGGCUGUCCGCAUCUGGGUCCAUAUAAUUGACGUGGCUGAUCUUCGUGAGUUGCCCAAGGAGGAUCCGAAACCCCCGGAAUCGGCACCAAUAUCACAAGCGGUCCCCCCAACUUCUCUGGAACCCCCACAGCCAACCCUCUCCAUGACCGAGGUUCCAGCCCCAGAACUACCAGAAGUGGUACCACAGGCAGAAGAUACUCCCAUGAGCGAGCCAGAUGAGCCAGCAGCCCCUCCUCUAGGACCUCAGCCGCAAGAUCCCCAAUCACCCGCACAUCCAGAGACUGCCGAAGUUGCCGAUACAGCCAUGGUGGAAGUAGAAGUUGAGGUCCCAGUGGAAUCAACUCCCAUUGCAGACCCUCCAGCAGUUGAUGUAGUCAUUCCCAACCCUGCCGCUCCUACCGAUACAGAAAUGGGUGGCACACAAGACAUCAUCUUGCCUCCUCCACCUCCCCCUCCGAUUGCUGAUCUUCCACCCGAACCGACUGCCCCAACAAUGGACUUCCAGCAGCAAACAGCUGUUCCACCGCCUCCAGAACCUGUGAAUGUCAUCCCAGAGGAGAUUUACUUCUUCCUAAAAUUCUUUGAUGCCGAAGCCCAGACUCUUGAAUCUCGCGGAUCACAUAUCGCUCUAAAGGCCGCUAGAGUGGACAGUACAGUACUGUCUUUAUUGGGUCUACCAUCCGACAAAAAGAUUGAGCUCUUCGAGGAAGAGGAUCUUACAACCACACAUCCCAUUCGAACCCGCCGAUCCUUCACCCAAAACGAUCUCCACAAUACCACCGUCAUAAUCGCAACACUCCCGCUAAGCGAAGAACAGCGCAAUGCACUUGUAGCUCGAGCAGCCUUCGCCGAUCCGCAACCUUAUCUUGCCUUCCGCGCUCAGGCUCGAAAUUUCCCCUCCAGACUCACUGGUCACUUCACGCAUAACUACUUCUCGUCGCAAUUCUAUAAGGGCGAGAUGAAGAAUGGUCAUCGUCAUGGACAGGGAACACGCAUCUACCACACCGGUGCUACAUACGAGGGCACAUUCCUCCUCUCCCGACGCCACGGCCACGGACUCUACACGUUCCAAAAUGGCGACACGUAUGAGGGCGAAUGGGUCCAGGAUCAACAACACGGUACCGGAACCUUCGUCGAAGCCGCAACUGGAAAUACGUAUGUCGGUGGCUGGAAAAAUGACAAGAAAUUUGGGGAGGGUGUGACGCAUUGGAAAAACGCUCAAGAGACGGAGAGACUGUGUCGGAUAUGCUGGGAAGAAGGUGCGGAUUCAGCUUUCUAUGAUUGUGGUCAUGUGGUUGCUUGUUUGCAGUGUGCAAAACGCGUAGAUAGUUGUCCGGUGUGUAGGAAGAGGGUGGUGAGUGCGAUGAAGUUGUAUUAUGUUGCGUAG
This is a messenger RNA of Lindgomyces ingoldianus, 5393 nucleotides long. RefSeq names its product DS-domain-containing protein. Lineage: Eukaryota; Fungi; Ascomycota; Dothideomycetes; Pleosporales; Lindgomycetaceae. Gene Ontology annotation, molecular function: protein binding; deoxyhypusine synthase activity. The record is from RefSeq and is a predicted model, not a curated record. The transcript has 6 exons. Gene Ontology annotation, cellular component: cytoplasm. The coding region runs from base 105 to 5393 and encodes 1762 amino acids. Gene Ontology annotation, biological process: peptidyl-hypusine biosynthetic process.